Molecule: messenger RNA, 2549 nt
Organism: Erpetoichthys calabaricus (reedfish)
Lineage: Eukaryota; Metazoa; Chordata; Cladistia; Polypteriformes; Polypteridae
Product: zinc finger protein 431-like
Exons: 5
Coding region: 261-2513 (750 amino acids)
Biological process (GO): regulation of transcription by RNA polymerase II
Molecular function (GO): DNA-binding transcription factor activity; RNA polymerase II cis-regulatory region sequence-specific DNA binding
Source: RefSeq, a predicted model, not a curated record
AAAAGAGGAGCGGGGGCGCGCAGGUUCAUGCAAACCAGCACGCGCGUGCACGUAAUCGACUGGCAACAAGACGUGCUGUGUGGCGUCAUCAAGGUCGACGAACACAGAAGUCUGCGGCCGCUUUUUGUGACAGAACUUGAACAGUAAACUGGAGGCAGUGAAAGCAACGACAGGCUGUUGACGUUGAGUGACUCGGCUUUAUCACAGAACCUAAAGCCACAAGCAAGGAAGAAACAGCGGCCAUAUACUGUGACACUAAGAUGGACGUGAAAGAGGAGACGUGUGAGGCUGACAUAAAGACCACAGAUAUAAUAACUGUAAACUUUGAGGAUAAAGAGGACUGUGAAUGGGAGUCUGUCCACCCUAAGCAGGAGAGUCCCAGCAUUAAAGAAGAGGAUUAUGAACUGGUAACUGUGGACAUUAAAGAAGAGGCCAUGGAAACAUCUGUCAGCAUUGAGGUACCCAGACAAAAAAGUAUGGAGUGUACUGAGCUCAAGGUGGUGUCUGAAUCAUUACAGUCUGACACAAAGAGGACCAAGGAAAUUUCAUCAGUUAGAACUCAAGAAGAACAACCAUCCCCUACACCUCAGUCUGGAGAAAGGAAUAAACCUCACUGCUGUUCUGAAUGUGGCAAACGAUUCUGGUACAGGAGUGCCCUUCAAAGUCACAUAAGAAUUCACACGGGAGAGAAGCCAUAUUGCUGCUUGGAGUGUGGAAAACAAUUCUCUGACAGGAGUGCUCUUCAGAAACACACAAGGAUUCAUACUGGUGAGAAGCUGUAUUGCUGUAAUGAAUGUGGCAAACAGUUCUCACAAACUGGCCAUCUCCAGACCCACAGAAGAAUUCACACAGGAGAAAAGCCAUAUUCCUGUUCCGAAUGUGGCAAACAGUUCUCCGACAGGGGGAGUCUUCAGAGACACACUAGAAUUCAUACUGGAGAAAAACCAUAUUACUGUUCUGAAUGUGGCAAAGAGUUUUCACAAAGGAACGGAUUUGAGAGCCACAUAAGAAUUCACACUGGAGAGAAGCCAUAUUGUUGUUCUGAAUGUGGGAAACAAUUUUGUCGUAGGAGUAAUCUUCAGAGCCACAAAAAAAUUCACACUGGAGAGAAACCAUAUUGCUGUAAUGAAUGUGGCAAACAAUUCUGUUACAAGAGUAAUCUCCAGAGACACCAAAGAAUUCACACCAGAGAGAAGCCAUUUUGCUGUAAUGAAUGUGGAAAAGAAUUCUCACAAAUAGGCAGUCUCCAGAGACACACUAGAAUUCACUCUGGAGAAAUAAAACGAGCAGACUUCAGGCAAGGAACAGGCAGCUGUAACACCAAGAUGGAUAUCAAAGAAGAAAUUUGUGAGGCUGGCAUAAAGAUCAUGAAGUUAAUGACUGUAAAUGUUAAGGAGGAGGAUUGUGAAUGGGAGUCUGUCCACCCCAAACAGGAGAUUCUGGGCAUUAAGGAUGAGGAUUAUGAACUGGGAACUGUGGACAUUAAAGAAAAGGCUGAGGAGACACCCAUCAGCACUGAGACGCACCAACAUGAAACUCUGAAUGGCGGUGACCUUACUGUGAAGUCUGAAUCCUUACAGUCUGACACAAAGGGAACUGAGGAAAUGUCACCUGUUAGAACUCUGGAAGAUCAGCCACCAUCUACAAAUCGGUCUGGAGAAGUUUUACCAGACAAUGGCAGCUUCUUAACCUCUUCAUCUCAGACUUCUGUUCAGUGCAGAUCACAGCAGACAACAGCUAAUGGUAAUAUGAAGAAACUGACAUCUGGAUCACAAAGUGUGAUACCAGCCUGUUUGCAGGAUGAUUCUCUGCCAGUGAUGAAAGUAACAACCGACUCGGCCACGAUCAACCAGGAGCAGAGGAAAAAGUGUAAUCCAAGUGGAACACAACAGAAUGUUCAUCAAUGUUCGGAAUGUGGCAAAGGAUUCACACAAAUUAAAAGUCUUCGGAGCCACAGAAAAAUUCACACUGGAGAGAAGCCAUAUUGUUGUUCUGAAUGUGGCAAGCGAUUUACACAACUGGGCCAUCUUAAGAAACACAAAAGAAUUCACACAGGGGAGAAGCCGUAUUGUUGUUCUGAUUGUAGUAAGCGAUUCACACAACUGUGCAGUCUUAAGAUCCACAGAAGAAUUCACACAGGGGAGAAGCCAUAUUGUUGUUCAGUAUGUGGUAGGGGAUUUAUCUGCACUGGCAGCCUUCAGGAGCACAGAAGAACUCAUACGGGUGAGAAGCCCUAUUGCUGUUCUGAAUGUGGAAAACGAUUUUAUCGCAGAAGAAAUCUUCAGAGCCACAAAAACAUUCACACCGUAGAGAAGCCAUAUUGCUGUAAUGAAUGUGGCAAACAAUUCUGUUACAAGAGUAAUCUUCAGAGACACCACAGAAAUCACACCAGAGACAAGCUGUUUUGCUGUAAUGAAUGUGGAAAAGAAUUCCUACGUAUUGGCAGUCUGCAGCGACACAGCAGGAUUCACACUGGUGAGAAAAAAACAGCACACUUUAGCAGUCAAGAGUGAGGUUCACUCCUCUCCUGAUAGGUAAGCAUUGUUGAG